Ananas comosus (pineapple) is the source of this 1533-nucleotide messenger RNA. RefSeq lists its product as uncharacterized. The transcript has 2 exons. Bases 66 to 863 code for a protein of 265 amino acids. Lineage: Eukaryota; Viridiplantae; Streptophyta; Magnoliopsida; Poales; Bromeliaceae. The record is from RefSeq and is a predicted model, not a curated record.
UUAUUAGUAGCAGGGAGAAUAUAGUAAGCGCGUUGCAAGCAGAGUUUGAGAAUUGAGAGAGCGCAAUGGAGGACGUUCUCACUGAAACCCCUCCGCCUUCGAGGUUCUUCCCAGAGGACCUCGACAACUUCGCCUCCCCGCCCCCUCAUCUCCCCUCCCCCUUCCUCCUCCUAAACCCUAACCCUAACCCUAACACCAACUCCCCACUCCUGAACCCUUCCCUCCUCCUCAUCGCCAUCUCCGCCCCUUCCCUCUCCCUCCUCCACCGCACCGCUCCCAAAACCCUCGUCGGAAACCUAUUCCUCCCCGAGAUCCCGCUCUCCGGAAACGCCGCCCUCGCCCCCUACCCCCGCGACCGCUCCUGCAACCUCUACGCCGUCGACAGGCCCGGGUCCUCGCCUGCGGUCCUCGCCGCGGUCCAGUACCCCGUCGCCCCCGAGCGGUCCCGCGCCGUGGCGAAGUCGCUCCUCGGCGGGGUCGGCGCCGAGAGGGUGCUCAUCCUGGACGCGAUCCGGAGCGAGAACUACAGGGGGCGGCUCGCCGUGGACGAAGCCCUAGUCUUCAAGCUGGAGACCGCGGAGCAGCGGCGGAGCGGCGACCCGGUGGUGCGCGGGGUCGAGUUCUUGCCCUCCGGGAGCGUGAUGGACGGCCUCGGCGCGGCGAUCCUCGCCGAGUGCCAAGUGAGGAGGGUCAAGGCGACGCUGCUGGCGACGUGGCCGGAGAGCGGGCCGACGUCGGUGGUGCCGACGCUGAGCCGUUUGUUUCGCGAAUUAGGGCUUGAUGUGGGCGAAAUUGAUGGUAAGGACGACUCUGAUGCAGGAUUUGGGCCUUCAUUCCGCCACGAUUCAGAUUUGUACACCUGAGAGCAUGGGCACAACACUGGAGCUAUAUAUUCUGGAGAAGUCAAGAAUCCAAGGACAAAAGGCUCAACUUGAUACUCAACAGUUCAUUCACCAGGUAUACUCUCACUACUGUUUACUUUAAUCUUGAUUCUUUAAGUUAUUUAGAUACAUUCUUUUGAAUAAAGCACAAGUUUAUUUGCACAUAUUUGACCAAUAGAAAUAUCAGUCAUUCCCUGUUGUAGCCUCACCAUCACAUCUUAUUCAUGAUAAUUUAAUAUCUGUAUUCAUUAUUUUCAUGGUUCUUGCUAAUCUUUCCAUGAUCAUUAAUGGCAGGUCCAUAGUUGGUUGAAGUUAUGUUCUUAUCACUGUGACUUGUCAGAUAAAUAUUUUUAUGAGCGCUUUAAGUUAUUUCAUCCAACUAGCAAAAUGAAAUAAAAUUCUCUAGCACGUAAACUUUAAUUGGUAAAGGUACAAGUUAAUGGAGAAUAGGGAUCAAUAAUGCUAGUUGGAUGAAGAGCAUCUAAGCUGUCGUUUUACACGAUCUCUUAUGAAAAUUUUUAUAAUUUUUUUUUUCUUCGCUUGUCAAGAAUAAUGCGUGCCACUCGUUUAGAUAAGCUGUAAUCUUAUUAUUGCAACCUUGUGACUGGAGGAAAAGAAAAAAAGCCAUUGAUGUGUGCUAUAUUUAUAUGCA